AUGAAUUCUCUCAACAUCAUUACUGCUCGUGUCUCUCCCUCCGCAAGCCCCAAUGCUUCUCGAUCCAACAGCCUCGGCAACAUUAGUGCCGGAUUGCUACCUGACGAAAAAUCGACCGACGGAAACGACGGCCAAGAUGAAGCCAAUUCUGAGACGUUCGCGGGCUGCAACUACGACCACGCGCAACAUGGCGACGAAAAGUCGGACUACAUAGCCACCGAGGACACGCCGCUCCUAGAUGGAAGCAAAACUGGCAACAAGCGAGCUAGUUGGUGGCACACAAUACCGCGACGGCUGGUGUCCAGCUUCAUCAGUUCUAUUCGUUGGGUAUUUGCUACUCUGGCCUCUCCCGGAGUCUAUCUGAUUGCCUGCUUCUAUGAUGAGCACGGCGUCUUUGCACCCCUGUCACAAAUGAAGAAGCUAUUUGGCGUCCAGAAAGGAGGAGGGAUGGAUAGCUACCAAUCACACGGAAACCAUACUAAUCACACUGCAUCUCCCGUAUCAGCAAGCUCACAGCCUCGGGCAUACCGCCGCAUCGCGCCGCGUCCUGCGUCAUCAUCUGGAUCGUCAACAUCAGGCCAAUCGUCCGAAUCAGAAGAAGAAGCGUCCAAAAGCUCAACCGGCCGACACGCGAGAUCAAAGUCACUAAACCCUGCAGAUGAGCUCAACUCGGCGCGAAGGUCCAUACGUAUCAAACUCCACAAUGAUGAUGCUCUCCGGCAGCGCAAGCAGCACCGCCGUGCCCAGUCUGCUGUGGCCAGGACCAAGGCGAGCGAAGAAGAACUUUCUGCGCAACUCAAGUCCCCAACGUCGCCCAUUGCAGCCUUGACCAAGUAUCCGAAGACGCCGGCCCCCCCUCGACCAUUGAUACCUCGACGCCAACCAUCAUACCUCAAACUCGAUGCGUCUGCAAAGCACCAAAAAACAUUGAUUCUGGACCUUGACGAAACAUUGAUUCACAGCAUGUCCAAGGGAGGCAGGAGUAGUGGCCACAUGGUAGAAGUGAGACUGAACACUGCAUCCCUGGGAAUGGGCAAUGCUCCUGGUGGCGCGGCGCAGCAUCCCAUCUUGUAUUGGGUCAACAAGCGGCCGUAUUGUGACGAGUUUUUGCGGCGAAUCUGCAAGUGGUUCAACCUGGUCAUCUUCACGGCGUCGGUACAAGAAUAUGCCGAUCCGGUGAUUGACUGGUUGGAAGCGGAGCGAAAGUACUUCUCUGCCCGAUACUAUCGCCAGCACUGUACAUAUCGUCAAGGCGCAUACAUCAAAGACCUUAGCUCAGUGGAACCAGACUUGAGUAAAGUCAUGAUUCUGGAUAACAGCCCGCUGAGCUAUCUCUUUCACGAAGGCAAGUCCAAGAAAUAA
Pochonia chlamydosporia 170 is the source of this 1362-nucleotide messenger RNA. RefSeq names its product NIF domain-containing protein. The transcript has a single exon. Lineage: Eukaryota; Fungi; Ascomycota; Sordariomycetes; Hypocreales; Clavicipitaceae. The coding region runs from base 1 to 1362 and encodes 453 amino acids. Gene Ontology annotation, molecular function: protein serine/threonine phosphatase activity. The record is from RefSeq and is a predicted model, not a curated record.